CCUCCCUCUCAAUUCCGAACACAAUGAAUAAUCCCCUAGAAGAAAACCAUUCCCGUCUCAAAGCAGUGACAGCAAUCGAGAGAUCCCUAACAGCGAACACACUCACACAGUAUACCCCCGACGAUCUACAUGCCCACAAUGUGCAAGUCAGUACACUGCACCUAGACGAGGACGGACAACCGUCAUCUCAAUCUUCCUUCUUCGAACCCUACAUGGAUACCCUACCACAGCCUGACCCAGAAGAAGAUUACCCUCCCUAUGACGAGAAAGGGAAUGUAUUCUGCACCCCGAUCGCCUGGGCGCAGGAUAUCUAUCAGUACCUCCGAGCAUACCUAGUGGAUAUAGCAGGGCAAGGAGAUUCCAAGGCCCAUGUUCAGCUAAUGCAACCCAGUAAUCUCGACUACAACCUCUGAGAACAAACCCAAGACUUCAACUGGCGUGCCACAGCUAUUUCCAAAGUCCCUGGCGGUCCCUGGCUGAAAGGCAUGAUACUCAAUAACGUCAACGGGAGUGAUGAGAUUACGCGCGGGGAACUAUUAUCGAUAUUUCGGAUCAUGAUUAGAGGUCUUGAACUGUAUGAGAAUCAUGUCGUGGCUCCUGUGAUGUUAUUAUCGUUUAUGGGUCCGCGGCAUGGUCGUGUUCUUUUAGCUCAUCACGAUGGGAUGAAAUUGGUUGUUUAUAAGAGUGAGCUUUGGGAAUUUCGGUCUAGAAAUGUGUCUGCCUUGAAGAUUCUCGCUCG
This is a messenger RNA of Aspergillus ibericus CBS 121593, 739 nucleotides long. RefSeq lists its product as uncharacterized. The transcript has 3 exons. Lineage: Eukaryota; Fungi; Ascomycota; Eurotiomycetes; Eurotiales; Aspergillaceae. The coding region runs from base 24 to 413 and encodes 129 amino acids. The record is from RefSeq and is a predicted model, not a curated record.